AUGUCUACAGUCUGUAGGCAGAUGUUGAGCUUCGUAUUCGCAGCUUUCUGUUCCAACGACGGCAAGGCCAAGAUCAAUCCGGGGGAAAUACAAGGCUUAGGGUCUAGACUACGGAGACGGCUCCGAGGAAAAGACCGAGAUGAUGGGCGGUGA
Molecule: messenger RNA, 153 nt
Organism: Plenodomus lingam JN3
Lineage: Eukaryota; Fungi; Ascomycota; Dothideomycetes; Pleosporales; Leptosphaeriaceae
Source: RefSeq, a predicted model, not a curated record